Molecule: messenger RNA, 857 nt
Organism: Zea mays
Lineage: Eukaryota; Viridiplantae; Streptophyta; Magnoliopsida; Poales; Poaceae
Exons: 1
Coding region: 103-687 (194 amino acids)
Source: RefSeq, a predicted model, not a curated record
GUCGAGCACACAGCGAGCGUCAACGGCGCACUGCGCAGCAGCAGAGAGGAGGCAUCGGCAGAGGGCUCGCGGCCAUGGGCAACUGCGAGCUCGCUGCAAUCCAUGGACAGGGAGCCAACCGCGCUGCGUGGAAGAGGAACAGGGAGGGCGUGGCUGGAGGAAAGGGGCGAGCUGCUUGUGGCCAUGGGGGAGAAGAAAGGGCGCCGUCGAGGGAGCUUCAACAGUGGAGCGCUCGGCUGCUGGACUGCUCACCGUGGACAGCAGAGAAAGGCAGGUGCAGUGGAGAAAGGGCGCUCAAAACUGCUGGCCGGAGCUAGGGCUCGGCCAUGGGAAAGAAGGGGGAAGGAGGAAGGGGAGCCGGCUGGUGGAGAUGGGAGAGCUCGGCUCCAUGCAGAUAUGGAGCUCACCAUUUGGAGCAGUGGCAGGGGGCGUCCUUGGCUGCUGGGCGAGCUCGGCAUGGAGAGGCUGCUUGCUACCGUGAUGCGGGAGGAAGAAGGGGUGCCCUGCUCUUGCACGUUGGGAAGAAGGGGAGGACGCCAUGGGAGGAGAGGGAGCUCCAUGCUGCAGCCGCUCGCAGGAGGAGCCGGGAGGGCGCCGGGCCAUGGCUGGCCGAGGGGAGGAGCUCCUGCCGUCAACCCUGCACACACAGAGAAAACAGCGGCCAAGGGGAGAGCAGGGGGGCGCUAGGCAAAGGUCCGGCUAGAGGUGGAAGAAGGCUUGGGCGCCAUCCAUGGGAGUGGCUGCUCCCUGCUCUGGCGUGCGUGAAGGAGCGUGGGCUGCUGCCGUGAGGGAGAAGACAGGGAAAGAGAAGGUGGCGGCUAGGAGAAUUAGAGGGGUGGGAGUGCAAAAUAGCCAAG